Molecule: messenger RNA, 2693 nt
Organism: Aegilops tauschii subsp. strangulata
Lineage: Eukaryota; Viridiplantae; Streptophyta; Magnoliopsida; Poales; Poaceae
Molecular function (GO): protein dimerization activity
Source: RefSeq, a predicted model, not a curated record
ACAUGCAUGCAUGCAUACACAUUUGCAUCGCCACCCCGACCGAUUCCAUCGUAUAUAUAAUACCCAUGGAUGAGACGUCUACGACGGCAGCGACAACGAACCAUCAUCGAUCAUCGACGUCGGGAGGCAAUGGAGGACACCGCGGUGGCGAUCUCUCGGCAUGCCGCUUCGGGAAUAUGAUGGACACGCUUUUCGUGCUUGGCCAGGAAUCCCGGCUGCGCAUCCUCCAGCAAGCGGCGUCGCGCGUCCCCGCCUGCGCCUACCUCUGCGUCUGGGCGCCGAUUCCGGCCGGCGGCCACCGUCCUACUCCUCCUUUCACCGCCGCCAACAGAGCUCGUCGCCAGCUGUUGUGCCUGGACGCAUGGCUCGGCGAUGGCGGCAGCGGUGACGUCGACCGCGAGCGCGCUCUGUUCGACGCAUACCGGGGUUCGCUCUGCGCGGCCGUAAGCGGGUGCGUGCCAGGGUGGGCUUACGAGGACGGCCGGGCGUACAUGGAGCUGUCGGAGCACGAACUGGCGGCCUCGGCGUCGUCGCCGGUGCAGCUGCAGUUCUACCAGGAAGCUGGCAUUAAGGUGGCGGCCUUCAUGGGAUGCGAAAGCGGCGAGAUCGAGGUCGGCAUGUCGACGCCGGCGGGACAGAUGAACCUUCAGGUCGGCCUCGGUCAGAUAUUCUCGGAGGAUUUCUUCCAGCAGUCGCUGCUUGAGGAACUGCUCCAGCUCCCGCCGACGCGGCCGUCCUCCUCCUCCUCCUCUCUUCCGUCCAUCUCCGUGGACAGCCCGGCAGACGGCUCGACGUCGCUGCUGCGCACCAUGGCCAUGUCGUCGUCCACCACGACGUCUCCCCGGGACCUAACGGCGGCACCUCUUCCCCACCCGCCCCGUCCGCGGCAUCCCGUGCCAUUUAGCCGGCACAGCCCUGCCCAUGUCCACGGCCACGUCCACUUCCCGAGCCCCGAGGCCGACGACGUCGCGAUGGCGCAGGCCAUGCUCGCGGUCAUCUCCGCCUCCUCCUCGUCGUCGUCGGCUAUGCCUACCACGCCCACGCCUCCGCUAGGCUACCGUCGCGCGCAUCGGUCGCCGGGCCGUGGCUCGAAGACGACGGCGUUCCGGCCGUACAACGCGGCGCUGGCGCCAAGGGCGCCGCGGCGGGCGUCGGACGCGCCUGGGCAGCGGAUGAUCAAGAUGGGCAUCUCUAUCCUCAGAAGGAUGAACACGCUGAACAACAACGGCCAGGAGCGCACCACCGGGACGACGACGCAGCGGUGGCGGGAGGAGGACGAGGAGGCCGCGCCCCCAGCCCCGACGAGCAGCCAGCUGCACCAUAUGAUAUCGGAGCGGAGGCGGCGGGAGAGGCUCAACGAGAGCUUUGAGGCGCUGAGAGGGCUGCUUCCUCCCGGAUCAAAGAAAGACAAAGCUACCGUCCUCGCCAACACUCUGGACUACAUGAACAUUCUGAUAGCCCAGAUUUCCGAGCUCGAAGCCAGGAACCGAAACCUCGAGACGGCGGCGCAACACCAACGCAUUACCAACGGCAACUCCAGGGAUAGGCCAGACCAAGCAGCCCUUCAAGCAGGCGGCUCGUCAAAGAGGGUACAAGUGGAGGUGGCCACUGGUAGCGCCGGCGCGUCAACGUCGUCCUCGUCGUUCUCCACGGGGCAGUGCCGUGAGGUGACCAUAAGGGUGGCGGCGGCAGGCGACCUGUCGGAUCUAGUGGCCCGCGUGCUGGCGCUGCUCAAGGACACGGCCGGCCACCGUUUCACGGUGGUCGCCGUCGACGCCAGGCAGCCGCAGGGCACCAGCGACGGCGGCAUUGCUCAGGCGAGCUUGACACUAAGAGCAACGGCUGCUGGCGAAUUCGACGAGGAGGCGUUGAAGGAUGCUGUCACGAAGGCUGUCGUUGGUCUGGUGACACCGCCGUCGUCCGACGAACUUUGACCCGCCCACGGUCCGUUUCGGCAGGGUCAGUUUGCGAGAUAGGGACCAAGCUGCAGUAUGCUCAAAAUUGGAUUCAGGUUACGGGCACGCGGCCACGGCAUUUCUAGAUUUCUGUAACUUGUGCUCGUGGAGGACUUUUCUUUUUGUUUGAAACUUGCUCUCGGGAGGACUUUGAGUAACUGUAUUCUGCAUUUUUUAUGGAUUCGAGACAGAGUGACUCGAUUAGACCUUGCUUGUUUAAGAAACACAAAACAUAACGUAGAUGCGUUCACGCGGUCACAUCAUCUCACUCAUAAUCUUUGCCUCUCUCUAUAUUUUCCAAGCCGGUUUCAUUGGCUUAAAAUGUAGCAUCAAUAGACCUUUAUAUAGAGGCACAAACAAUAUAAACGUCCAUACACAAAAACACACCAGCAAAUAGUAAAGUCAUAUAUGACCAAAGCUAUGCGAGAAAAAAAAGAAGAAAAAACCUCAAACCACGCAAUGUUUUGUCUUCCACAGUUUAUUUCGUCCGUCUUUUUCUUCGUGCACUGGCUUUUUUCGUCUUAUCGGUAUUUUCUCAUCUAUUUAUAAGUCCUUGUCACUCUUCCCUUGUCCCUCACUCUAAUGUCUUUUCCCGACCCUACUACGCAUCAGAUAUGCCCCACCGAAUCUUCAUGCUCAACAUCAUCGAACCACCUCCUGCCGCAAAGCCGCGCUCCCCGGGGAGAUCAAUGUCCCAUGGUUACCACCAGGGCCUCACCAGCUGUGACCUCCCCAAAC